AUGGAGUACGAGGUGUUGUGGGGUGACGGUCCUCUCGGCCUGACUCUUCGUCCCGAUCUCGGAGAAGAUAUGCCACCAGUAGUAGGACGCAUCACGCGCUUGGAUUCUGCUGCUGCUUUGGCAAAUGUAGCCGUAGGACAUAUGCUGGUAAGCAUCAACGGUAUGGACACUGCACGCCAGGGGUAUGACCUCGUGGUCGAGACGCUGCAGAAGAUUCCACGUCCGGCAACACUGCGCUUUCGCGUUCCUCGAGCUAUGAACGGUACUCCAAGCGCAUAUCGUUCUCCUUCGCGUUCUUCGUCCCACCGUAGUCGUGGAUCAACAGGCACCACGUGGUCUGACUCUGGUAAGUCUCCUUCGAUUUCAAGCAGCUCGUCUACGCGUAGACGUGAACAGUACACUGUAGUAUGGACUGAGGGUCCUCUUGGUAUGAUUCUCCGCCCUGAUGAUGACGAUUGCCACGUGCCAUGCAUUCGAAAGAUAACAGGGAAAGGCGCCGGCACUGGCAUGGAACGAGCGACGGUGGGGGACAUUUUAGUAGCUGUAAACGGUCAAGAGACAAAGUCACUAGGCUUUCGCAGUACGAUCUCGCUGCUGAAGACUAUUCGUAAACCGGCAGUGCUCAAGUUUAAGCGGAUGGGUCGUCGCAUUUCGCGCAAUAAAUCGACGCUUGAUUCAUCUGGAGGAAGUCGCAGUGUGAGUGGAGCUCCGAGUGAUCUUGGAUCUUAUGAUAUUGUAUGGCGUGAAGGUGACCUUGGUCUUAAGCUUAAGCCUGGACAUCGCGAUGUACCUGUGCUCAGUAAACUAACAGGAAAAGGUAGUGCAAGUGGACUUCAAAAUGCUGAAGUUGGCGAUGAGCUCGUGUCCGUUAAUGGUACCGCUGUUGAAGGCGAAGCGUAUCAAGUUACUUUGCGCAUGCUUAAACACUCUCCAAAGCCGGCAGUGUUGCGUUUCCGUCCAGGUAGAAAUCGCCGUGAGUCGAUGAUGUCGGUAGUUUCGGUAUCGUCAGUACGUUCGAACCCAAGUACACAGCGUGAAGUUACAAAAGUUGCAAGUCGCCAUCACGUGCCUAUGUAUGACCACGAUGCUCUUCCUCUCGAGACUAUACAGCAACCACUACUAGCUAGACGGACCGAGCGCGAGCACUCUGACCGCGAUCGUGACCGUGAUCGUGAUCGUUCUGAUCGUGAUCGUGAUCGUGACCGCGACCGUUCUGACCGUGAUCGUGACCGCGAUCGUUCUGACCGAGACCGCGACCGUGACCGAUCUGAUCGAGAGCGACAGAAGCGAAGAAAACGAAUACCCUUAGAUGUAGCCCGCGAAUUAGUGGCGGCAUCGCAAGGAUCUGACUUGGAUCAUGCUAUUUUCGCUGGCAUCCCCAUUACUGCAAUUGAAGAAGGUUCGAAAGAGGCACAUUUGUUAAGGGUUCAGGCCAAGCUUUGCAUUGCAAAUCAGGCCAAAAUUGAGCGUCACACACCCGCUAAAGAGGCACUAUCGCGUGCGGAGCAGGAAGCUAAAGUGCUUCAGGAAGCAUUGGAAAAGGUAAAAAGCCAGGCAAAAAAGUAUGAAGAGAUAUUGGAAGCACAGUCCCGUGAGCGUGUGUUGGCGCUGGCUGUACGGCACAAGCCUGAAGAAGUGGUCAAACGUCAAAACAAUGUUAUCAGUGAGCUGACUGGAGUGAUUUCGGGAUUCAAACGCGACUCGUACGCUGAAGUGAAUGUUGUACCGCCUUUGGUUGAGGAUGAUGAUCACGUGCAAAAGAUUAUGAAUGAUUUGCAAACUGUUAUGAGCAUCCCAGUAGUUGUCCCAACAGUAAAGUUUUGUGCCGAGUGCGGCACUACAGAAAAUGAAUCAAAACUAGAUAUGGACGAAGAUGGCGAGCUAUAUUGCAAGGAUUGCUGGGACAAGUUCUUAAAUGUUUCUGGAGCUACCCCAACUGUAGAAAACAACGCUUCUGAAAGUCAUUCCACUGUGCCCGAACCAACAGAGAUAGAAGGAGAUGCAUCGCCUGCACACUCAGUGAGUUGCUUGACAGUUGAUGACCGUGAGGAAGAAGAACAAAAGGCGCGCGUGGAAGCGGAGCGGAAGCUGAUAGAGAUAAAGGAGCUUCGUCGCUCUGGAUCAAUGAUGCCUGAAAGGCCGAACAAGAGCAAUUUAGAUCGGUCACGACGCGAACGUCGUGGUCUUGAAGAGCUUGCGCAAGCGUUACUUGAAGAAGAAGAGCGCGCUCGCGCGGAGGGAAACCUUGGGUUGGCCAAGAAGCUAAGUGCGCAACGUGCGCGGACAAUGGCUGAGACAGCUGGAGAGUGUUCACAAUCAAGUACGGCUCCGUUUUCAGCUGUUAAUACUUUGCCAGUAGACGAUAAAGAGAAACUUGCAAACGGGCACGACGGCUUGGCAAGGUCAAACAUGUCAUCGCCUGUGGAUGAAACGCAUUUGGAUUCGGACUUGUCCAUACCUCCUCCUGUUCCAGUGUCAGUCUCGCCGGUUGCUUCCCCGGAACCAUCUCCUGUUGCCGACCAUCAUAAUGAGAAUGCAGCGAUUGUUGCAACGGCAGCAGUUGCAGCAGCUACGGUUACAAUGAAUACACCGACUUCACCAAUUUUGACUGCAGAAGCAACAGCAUCGUCGUCGGGUGGCAACGAUUACGCGGACGUUAAUUCGGACGAGGAAGCGGAAGAUCAAAUGCAUAUGAAUGAUGAAGAGGACGUGCUGCGUGAGGUGGAGGAGAAAAACUUUGCGCUAGCUCGGCAAUUAGACGAGGCUCAUAGCGUAAUUGAACGUGCGCGAAUGUCUAUUAGCAUGUGUGGGGAAGAUGACGAAGACGAGGUUGGCGACGGCCUUAGCGAAGAGCAAAUUAGUUUAUUUAAGAAACUAACGAAUCAGGCGGAGGAGCGUAUGUCUAUGGUUGACCGCCUGCACCCGCAGGACGACUCAGACUCGGAUUCCGAUUCGGACUCUAAUGAGGAAGAAGAGGAGGAAGAGGAAGACGAAGGCUUAGUUAUGACCGCCCCUGUUGAUGACGUCGCUGCGCCACCAGCACAACAAAGCAUAAUGGACCGCGUGUGGCCGAUGCUGCGCAUGUUUUUUAUCUAUUACGCUGUCACGUCUGCAAUCAGCAUAUUCGUGCCACAGCCGCAAAGCCAUCCUCAAUCUACAGUCCUGGACGCUACGAAUGCGGCUAACUCAAAUAGUGCCCCCUCAAAACAGCAACAUUUUCACAACUCCUUUCGUCUUGGUGCUCCAAUCAACCUCAGAGUGUAUGUUACGCCGGAAAAAAGCUUCACUUUUGCUGACUCUGCGGACGCUAUUGCCGUCGAGAGAGAACAGGAAUCGCUACGCUGGUUUGAAAAUGCACUUAAAUAUGACAGCACACCCAAUCCCGAGCGUGAAGAUGGUGUGUGGAUCCGCAAAUUAAACGUGUCUGUUGACGAUUACCUCCUUUCCAAUGGAUCGCUUUACGCGCACGUGUUCUUAACCAAAGAUGGUUGCUCACCUAACCCAACGGACGGAGCGUACGAUGCCAUGGGAUUUAUCCAUCGCUCGGUGGCGCUAACUGUCUUUCGUCCACCGCCUAAGAUUACGAAGAAACGCAAUUUGCUUGAGAUGCUCUCUGCUGAACAGAAGCAAGAAGGAAUUGAUGACGAUGCAUUACAAAUUGCUGACGUUGACUCAGAUGUGUAUAUCUCGAUGUGGAAGCCUUCGUUUUCUAUCAACGUGGUGCUGGACCACACAACUUAUUCAACUAAACAACCACCACCACCUUUUGUGUCUACUGAAAUGAAGCUGGACAAGACGGCAGGGCUGUAUUCCCCUGUCCUCUUUAUUAAUGAGUUCUGGCUGCUCGAGGAGCAUCUGAUCCCUAUCAAUGACACGCUUACAACCUUGCCACUUGAACUCUCAUUCUAUCCGCUGCCAUUGUACAAGUUUGUAUUGUACACACAGAUGGAACAAAGUUUUCGCAAUCAAGAGCUAUCAGGUGCGUCCUCAAGGCGUGACACAGACAACAUGAAGAGCAUGUUUAUUGAAACGAAUCCAUACCUACUAGCGGUGACAUUGCUAGUUUCAUUGCUGCAUUCGCUCUUUGAUUUCUUGGCAUUUAAAAACGAUGUGAGCUUUUGGAAAAAUCAAAAGUCAUUUGCAGGCUUGUCAUUACGUACCAUCGUGCUCAACACUUUCUUCCAGCUUGUGAUUUUCUUAUAUCUCAUGGAUAAUGACACAUCGUGGCUGAUCCUGAUCCAGUCAGGCAUCGGACUGAUCAUCGAAAUGUGGAAAAUAAAAAAAGCGGUUGUUUUCUCUCGUGAUGCCAACAACAAACUCAUUGUAUCUGGUGCAGUGAGUUACGAAAAGUCAUCAACAGCGGAGCAUGAUCGUGUUGCCGUGGCUCACUUAUCGUACGUUUUGUAUCCAUUGAUUAUCGGUCAGGCUGCAUACACACUCGCAUAUGGAGUGCACAAAAGCUGGUACUCAUGGGUUAUCUCUAGCCUAACGAGCUUUGUGUAUGCGUUCGGCUUUAUCAUGAUGACACCGCAGUUGUACAUAAACUACAAGCUUAAGUCUGUGGCACAUUUGCCGUGGCGUGCGAUGGUCUACAAGUCGCUGAACACAUUUAUUGAUGACCUCUUUGCAUUUGUGAUUAAGAUGCCUUGGAUGCACCGCUUAAGCUGUUUUCGUGAUGAUCUCAUCUUCUUCAUAUACCUGUACCAGCGUUGGAAGUACCCGGUGGAUGCUAGGCGCACAAAUGAGUUUGGUCAGGGUCCGACUGAGAGCGCACAAUCGUCAAAUGUCAUCAAAAGCGCUGUGGUAUCAACCAAUGACAAACCAAACCUAGAUCUUAAGGAAUUAGCUGCUGCAGUUGACGCAACAGAAGAAAUUUUGCCCUCGCCAUCUUCUUUGCCGUCGACAGAGUACAUAAUGACAAAGCGUCUGAACACUCUUGAGAAAGAAGUGCCUAGGAUGGAGAAAUAA
This is a messenger RNA of Plasmopara halstedii, 4968 nucleotides long. Its product is annotated as Transmembrane protein. The transcript has 3 exons. Gene Ontology annotation, molecular function: protein binding. Bases 1 to 4968 code for a protein of 1655 amino acids. The record is from RefSeq and is a predicted model, not a curated record. Gene Ontology annotation, cellular component: endomembrane system; membrane. NCBI's taxonomy places the organism in Eukaryota, Oomycota, Peronosporomycetes, Peronosporales, Peronosporaceae.